UGAGAAACAGUCUUACUCAUGUAACACAGUACAUGAGAUCGCUACAAAACGUCUGGUUGUCUAAAAAUAUCCAUAUAUAUAGCACGUGAUUAAUUUCCUGUAUCCAUUAAGUUUUCAUUACAAGAUUGUAUAGGAUAAAGAUGACAAAAUGGAAGUAUUAUGCCCUUUCUUUGUUUUUUGUACCAUUUCUUAUUGGGUUUUCGAUAAAUCAAUAUGGACAAAGGAAUUUUAUCUCAACAAAAUGGAAUCUACCAAACAGGAUUUAUUUGCAUUUAGUGUCCAACAAAACAUCAAAUGAAAGUACAUGGAAAUUUCUAUCGAAAAUCUUUCCGAAGGAAAGGAAGUAUGUCGAUGGAAAUGCUCCUAAUGGAACAUCCCCAAAAAUAUCCCAUUCUAACUUAACAGUUGUAACGGCUUACUGGAAUCUUGGAACUUUCAGGAAAGGAUCUCAUCAAACAUUUACAACGAAUACUUAUUUAACAUGGACCAAGCCUUUCAAGUACCUUAUGAAUCCUCUUGUGAUAUACACAGACUGUGUGCAAUUUCGCGAUUUAAUAACCAAAGAGAGGUCCGAAGGAAUAUUGGAGUACCAGACUGAACUUGUUUUUAUAAAUAGGACAUCUCUCUGGCCAUUUUCAUUGUUGGAUAAAAUUAAACAAGUGUACAGCCAACCAGGGUACCCAGCGCACUACCCAAACACCGUUAAUCCUUCCUACUCUGCUGCGCAACAUGCAAAAUACGCAGUGGUUGCAGAUGCAGUGCGAAGGAAUUUAUACAACACUUCAUAUUUUGCUUGGCUUGAUAUAGGAUACUUUCGAGACUUGAUUGGAAGCAAUCAAUAUUUUGAAUUAAAAAUCCCACCAAACUUUGACUCAUCUCGUUUAGCAUUCAAUCUUAUAUCUCAUCGGGGAAUGAACACAAGACCCUUCAGCAUAUUUCGUAGCAAUAUAGUAUGGGUCGGUGGAGGAUUAUUCAUUGGGACCAGAAAUGUUGUGAUAGAGUUUGAAAAACUUUACGAGAGAGCAGUAUUAUACUUUCUGGACCAGAAACUAAUGAAUUCCGACCAGCAGGUUCUUUACUCAUUAUAUAGUCAAGAAGGGAGAAAAGCUCUCAAGCCUAACAUUGAACUUCAGCUGUACACUCCAACAGGUGGAGGAAACCCUUGGUUCUAUCUUGGAUAUUUAUGCAGAAAAGUUGUUAAUCGAACUAAGGUUGAAGAAUUUAUAUAAUUAGUUUUAGAGUGAUGAGAAACACUACAACAUUUACGCAAGAUUGGAUGACAUUAAUCAGCAAUGGAAUGCGUUUACAAAAAAGAUUGUGUUCACCUUUUUUUAGCUCACCUAGACGAAGUCAAGGGGAGCUUAUGCUAUACCCUCGGCGUCGGCGGUGGCGUCGGCGUCGGCGUCCGGACCUGGUUAAAGUUUUUGUUGCAGGUUCUGUAUCUAAGCUAUUUCUUGUCCUAUCUUCACCAAACUUGCAUGGAUGAUGCAUCUGGACCUACUUAUGGACUUGAAAGACUUGGAUGCUGAAUCUGGGUCCUAAAUUUCAGAUACUGGAGGAGGUUAAGGUUGUUGGACCAGGUUAAAGUUUUUGUUGCAGGUGCCCUUUGAUAGCAAUAUCUUAGUUACUGCUGGUCCAUACUUCACCAAACUUGCAUGGAUGGUGUGUCUUAUAAUACUGAUGCACCAGAUAGGCUUGAGUGCUGAAUCUGAGCUAUAGGUUUCGGAUGCUGGAGGAAGUUAAGGUUUUUGGAGCAGGUUAAAGUUUUUGUUGCAGGUGCCCUCUGAUGAUUAUAUCUUAGUUACUACUGGUCCUAACUUCACCAAACUUGUAUGGAUGGUGCGUCUUAUGAUACUAAUGCACCUGACAAGCUUGAAUGCUGAAUCUGAGCCAAAGGUUUUGGAUGCUGGAGGAGGUUAAGGUUUUUAGAGCUGGAUUAAGUUUUUUGAGCAGGUGCCCUCUAGUGAUUAUAUCUUAGCUACUACUGGUUCUAACUUCAUCAAACUUGCGUGGAUGGUUCGUCUUAUGAUACUGAUGCACCUGACAGGCUUGAAUGCUGAAUCUGAGCCGUAGGUUUCGGAUGCUGGAGGAGGUUGAGGUUUUAAGAGCUGGUUAAAUAAAGUUUUUGAAACAGGUGCCCUCUGAUGAUAUCUUAGUUAUUACUUGUCCUUACUUCACCAGACUUCCAUGGAUGGUGUGUCUUAUGAUACUGAUGCACCUGACAGGCAUGAAUGCUGAGUUUGAGCCAUAGGUUUCGGAUGCUGGAUAAAGUUAAGUUUUUUGGAACAGGUCACAUGUUUAAUAGAUGAUAGUACUAUUUUAAUCUUGCAUAGUUGAUUUAACUGUAAUAUGAAUGAAUCGCAGAGAUAGCUUCAGAUGCAGAGCUUGAUCUCCAUUAUCAAGGAUGCUAAAAAAUAAAUCUUAGUUAUUAUUGGUCCUAACUUCACCAAACUUGAAUGGAUGGUGUGUCUUAUGAUACAGAUGCACCUGACAGGCAUGGAUGCUGAAUCUGAGCCAUAGGUUGCGGAUGCUGGAGGAAGUUAAGGUUUUAAUUGCUAGUGCCCUCUGAUGAUGAUAUCUUAGUUAUUACUGGUCCAAACUUCACCAAACUUGCAUGGAUGAUGCGUCUUAUGAUACCAAUGCACCUGAUGGGCUUGAAUGCUGAAUCUGAGCCAUAGGUUUCGGAUGCUGGAUGAAGUUUAGUUUUUUGGAACAGGUAAAAUGUUUUAUAGAUGAUAGCUUGCAUAGUUGAUUUAACUUUAUUAUAAAUUAAACGCAGAGGUUGCUUCAGAUGCAGAGCCUGAUCUCCAUUAUCAAGGAUGCUAAAGAAAUCUCCUACCUCACUCAAACCUGCUCAAUAGAUAGAUGUGUUUGUUGAUAAAUGAUAUAACAUGAUUCCAAUGAUAUAGUAUUGUAUGAUAUGAAACAAUAUUGUUUGAUAUGAUACAAUAUGAUAUCAUAUGUUAUAUUAUAAAAAGUUAUACGAUACGAUAUGAUAUUGUAUCAAUUUUUUUGAUAUUUUAUGAUAUGAUAUUGUAUCAUGAUAUUGUUAUGUAUAGUAUUGUAUAUUAUGAUACAAUAUUGUAAAAUAUUAUAUUGUAUUUUUGAUUUAUUAUUUUAACACAUGAUACAAUUACAUAA
Molecule: messenger RNA, 3141 nt
Organism: Magallana angulata
Lineage: Eukaryota; Metazoa; Mollusca; Bivalvia; Ostreida; Ostreidae
Exons: 2
Coding region: 141-1229 (362 amino acids)
Source: RefSeq, a predicted model, not a curated record